UACAGUGUUGUCAACGUCGAAACGGAAGCUUCGUAAGCCUUUUCGGGUCGCGGAUUAAUUCUGCUGGAUGGAGAAAACGGUCAUAAACGAGCGACUGGGACCAAGAAGGCCAUGGGUACGGUGGUACAAAGCAAGAGGACACCCUGGUCAGAUUGCGCGUGUUUAAGUACCACCGCAGCCGCCCAGCCGCUCUUGGCGUGGGGAGUCCUGGCACGCGGAGCUCCGUCCCAGCUCACUCUCGACGACGUCCGGAGCUCGAGUUGCGAACACGAUCGACUUUCUCAGACGUCUCUUCUCUCCUUAGUCUUUUCGCGCACGAUGUCGUUGGAGCCACCGACCUAUCUCAGCUCCCUGGAGAACAACAUCCGCGCGCGGCCAAUCCCCUGGGAAGGUGCCGUCCGAGCUGGAAACAUCACCGAUGACCACCUAAAGAAGAUCAAGGCGGUGGAUAAGGUGCGCAAGGAGCAGCGGAAACAGACCGUGGAGGGUGAUCUGAAAGGCUAUACGACUCUGCUGGCCGGAGGUCCAGAUGGCAAGAGUGUCUUGGAGACGGCGUCUCGCCGGACAGAUAUCGUCCAGUACAUCCUAGUUCUGGCUACGGAUCUGAUCAAUGAUGCACCGUCACUUGCACCUGCAAUCGUUGCGCAUCCCGAUCCAUACAAGCCGUUCCUCCCCCUUCUCCGUCACUCCACGAGCACGGAAGACCCGAUACCUCUCCUCACCUCGACCUUCUUGACAGCGCUUGUUUCCACCAGUUUAAAAUCCUCGACAAAGUCUGCUGGACGAGACGAGGAGGCUCUUACGCAGCUCUACGCUUACCUAUCCACGCUCACUAAGAACCAGGAUAGCGGACUGCAAGAUAUCGGCGUCCAAGGUUUCUCCGCAUUGCUCCAGACACAGCGGUCCAGAGAGAUCUUUUGGAGUCAGAGGAAGGAGACGGUAGACCCUUUGAUUGAGAUACUCCGUGCAGCCGCUGGUGCGAAAGAAACAGGUUCCACAACUCUGGGGGCGACGGGAAGCAUCCGGAGUCUUGAACCCGGCAUUGGAGGAGGCGUGGGACUGCAGCUUCUCUACCACGUCCUUCUUGUUCUUUGGCAAUUAAGCUUUGCAGGUGAACUGGUGGGCGACGAUCUGGAAUCGGACCAUGAAUUCAUUGCAUUGUACACCCAAUUGCUACGACUCUCUCCAAAGGAGAAGACCACUCGUCUACUCCUGGCUACGCUGAACAACUUGCUUUCUACGAACCGGACGACACUGCUGCCUGUGGCUGUGUUUGUCCGCCUCCCGGCACUACUCUCCAACCUGGGCGGUCGCCAUUUGACGGACCCGGACCUGCUUGAGGACCUACAGUCACUGUCCGAGAUGUUGGACGAGUACACGAAGACCCAGACGACGUUUGACCAGUACGCAGCCGAAGUGCAGUCCGGUCACCUGCGUUGGUCGCCGCCUCACCGCAACCCCACCUUCUGGAGAGAGAACGCACGUCGCAUUCUCGACGCCGAUCGGGGUGCUCUGCCUAAGAAACUGGCGGAGAUUCUGUCUAAGAGCUGGGACAAUGACAAGCAGGUCCUGGCUAUCGGAUGUAACGAUGUGGGUAACCUCGUGAAGGAGGUCCCAGAAAGGCGCGCGCAACUGGAGAAACUGGGGUUAAAGACGAGGGUCAUGGAACUGAUGGCGGAUUCAGACGAAUCGGUGAGAUGGGAGAGUCUGAAAGCGGUCGGGGAGUGGCUGCGAUAUACCUUUGAUAACUGAACAUCCGCGAGGGUUCCUGAUUUUAAGUUGUUUUUUUUUCGCAUGUGCAUACGCUGGUCAUCAGUCAGCAGUCGUUUCUUUGUCGCUAGAAGCUGUAAUUAUGUUAGAAGUCGAAACCUGGCAUGUAACCAUAUAUCCAGCGAAUACAGCUAUGUUCAAUUAUAUGCAGAAGUGUUUCAGGUGAAUGUCAAUACGCUUCGACGAUGUCCAUGCCCCGCCAAUGAUAGACCAAUACCCUUACUCUCUCCGGAGCGAUUAUUUCGUUCGCCACGGUUCGGGAGGUGAACGUGCUCAAGGGAUCAUCGGCUCCGCCACGAGCAGUUAAUUAAUUAGUUAAAGCCACCCUGAACCCCGAAACGGAGGGCGUGCUCGCAUUGGGCGACAAGUCCACUGCCUUACGAGUCGGAGUAGCUCAGUAGGAGGAUAGAUAGAUAGCCCAGAAUAAUCAUAUCCGAUUUUCUUCAGA
Messenger RNA from Paecilomyces variotii, 2218 nucleotides. RefSeq names its product vacuolar ATP synthase subunit H. The record is from RefSeq and is a predicted model, not a curated record. Gene Ontology annotation, biological process: proton transmembrane transport. Lineage: Eukaryota; Fungi; Ascomycota; Eurotiomycetes; Eurotiales; Thermoascaceae. Gene Ontology annotation, molecular function: proton-transporting ATPase activity, rotational mechanism. Bases 112 to 1752 code for a protein of 546 amino acids. Gene Ontology annotation, cellular component: vacuolar proton-transporting V-type ATPase, V1 domain; fungal-type vacuole membrane. The transcript has 4 exons.